Messenger RNA from Nasonia vitripennis (jewel wasp), 964 nucleotides. RefSeq names its product 1-acyl-sn-glycerol-3-phosphate acyltransferase alpha. Gene Ontology annotation, molecular function: 1-acylglycerol-3-phosphate O-acyltransferase activity. Gene Ontology annotation, cellular component: endoplasmic reticulum; membrane. The record is from RefSeq and is a predicted model, not a curated record. The transcript is spliced from 3 exons. NCBI's taxonomy places the organism in Eukaryota, Metazoa, Arthropoda, Insecta, Hymenoptera, Pteromalidae. Gene Ontology annotation, biological process: phosphatidic acid biosynthetic process. Bases 72 to 926 code for a protein of 284 amino acids.
AAAAAUUGCGACUCGUCGAUCGACGAACGCGCCGUGUAGACUCGCCUCGACAGCGCGCUUAUUAAUUAGCAAUGUCACUCGGCAAAUUAUUCUCCCAUGUGAAAUUCUACUUCAAAUAUGCCCUCUACUACAGCUACUGCGGCAUCGUAGCCAGCAUCCUCCUGCCGUACGUGCUGCUCCACCCCAUGGACGUCCUGAAUCAGCUACCGUUCGCCAAGCUGUCGAUGCCGUUGAUCCCGGUGCUCGGGCUCUCGUACGAGAUCCGGGGCCGGGAGCAGCUCGCGCUGGACCGCGCCUGCAUCAUCGUGGCCAACCACCAGAGCGCCUUCGACUUCAUGGGCAUGAUCCGGGUCUGGCCGAUCAUGAGGAAGUGCGCGCUCGUGGCGAAGAAGCUUCUCUUCUACGGCUGGCCCACGGGACUGUCCGCCUGGCUCUCCGGCACCAUCUUCAUCGACAAGAAGAACUGGCAGAAGUACGGCCGGAUUCUCGAGGACGCCAUUCGGGCUUACAAGGAGCAGAAGGUGAAGGUCUGGAUCUUCCCGGAGGGCACGAGGUACCACGAGGGCGGCAUCCACGAGUUCAAGAGGGGCGCCUUCUACAUGGCGAUCAAGCUCCAGCUGCCCAUACUCCCGGUCGUCUACUCGGAGUACUACUUCCUGUCGAUCAAGGAGAAGCGCUUCGAUUCAGGUAUGCGAGCUACGAGUAAUCCGAAUCUCUUGAAACAGCCGCUGAAUCGAGUCGAUCCGUUCGAAGGUAAGAUAAUAAUGAAGGCGCUGCCGGCGAUACCGACGGAAGGCCUGGAAUUGGAAGACGUGCCCGAGCUGAUGGCCAAAACGAGAUCACUCAUGACGGAGACGUACGACUCGCUGAACGAGGAACUGCGGGCGUCGCUGAGCCAGGAGGAGAGCCACCGACGCGGAUCCUAGCUGUUUUUUAAAUAAAUAAAAAAAAAAAAAAAAAAAAA